AUGCGCCCUGAACUCCGAGAAGAAGAGAAUAUCUUCACUGAUAUUGGCGAUACUGUGAAGAAGCUUCUUCCUGUUGUUGAGAAGGUCGGUUCAGCAGUGAUUAAGGAGGCACUGGAGCCUCUUCUUCGCCUUGACUUAGACGAACUCAGAAAGACCGCCACUGGCAGCAUUGAAGGCAAUAUCGAAGACAACGCUAACGGCUUUCCUUCUCUAAAAACCACAUACCGGCCUUCAAGCACCAAGAAAAUCUCAUUUAUCUCUGCGGUUUCAGACGCAAAGAAUAAGAAAACACAAAAAUUCAUCAAACAUAUUGCAACAGAGGGUGUUUGGGAGAAUGCUGAAUUCAAAUGGCCCAAAAUCAAAGUGAAGAUUCCGCCAUGGGUUGGACCCUUAGUUCUUGAAGGGGGAAAAUUACUCCUUGGAGCGCUAGCGGAAACCGACUUAGAUGAGAGCGAAUUGUCUCUCUCUAUUGAAUUUCUCCCUCUCCGGGCUAUAGUCUGUGAAGCUGCGCUUCAGACAAUUCUACAAAUUCCGGAGGAAAAGCGCGAAGAGACCCUCCUCUUCGAGCUAUUGAGGGAGGUUGUGAAGAAGCACGGUCCAUCUAUUAUCAAGGUUGCUCCAGGGGUUAUUAAGAAAGUAUCUCCUGUUUUGGCAGCUAUUGCUAAUGGGGUAGGAAAUGAUAGGACUGGUCAGCCAAGGUUAGGUCUGCCUAGCAAGAAGACGAAUACCAGCAAGAAGGAUAUGUCAAAUGCCGAGAAGGUCUUUUUGAAAAACUUCUGA
Messenger RNA from Aspergillus luchuensis, 780 nucleotides. RefSeq lists its product as uncharacterized. The transcript has a single exon. NCBI's taxonomy places the organism in Eukaryota, Fungi, Ascomycota, Eurotiomycetes, Eurotiales, Aspergillaceae. The record is from RefSeq and is a predicted model, not a curated record. The coding region runs from base 1 to 780 and encodes 259 amino acids.